Messenger RNA from Arachis stenosperma, 1701 nucleotides. RefSeq names its product probable inactive purple acid phosphatase 27. The record is from RefSeq and is a predicted model, not a curated record. The transcript has 11 exons. NCBI's taxonomy places the organism in Eukaryota, Viridiplantae, Streptophyta, Magnoliopsida, Fabales, Fabaceae. Gene Ontology annotation, molecular function: acid phosphatase activity; metal ion binding. The coding region runs from base 6 to 1436 and encodes 476 amino acids.
AAUUUAUGUCAAAUGAUCCGAAUUACCUUAAUUGCAAGAGCAAAGCAUGCAGUGGUUCAAUAAAAUUCCACGUCAUCAACAUUAGAACAGACAUCGAAUUUGUGUUCUUCACUGGUGGAUUCUUGACCCCAUGCUUUGUUGGAAGGUCAAAACCUUUGACUUUUUCUAAUCCUAAGAGGCCUCUCUAUGGCCACCUCUCAUCCACUGAUUCUACUUCAACUUCUAUGAGAUUAACAUGGGUUAGUGGAGAUAAUCAACCUCAACAAGUUCAAUAUGCAAAUGGGAAAUCAGCUACCUCAGUGAUCACUACAUUUUCACCAGAUGAUAUGUGCUCUUCAGCAUUGCUUCCAAGUCCUGCUAAGGAUUUUGGAUGGCAUGACCCUGGAUACAUCCAUUCAGCAGUUAUGACAGGACUUACUCCUUCAACCACCUUCAACUACACAUACGGAAGUGAUUCUGUUGGUUGGAGUGAACAAAUGAAGUUUUUAACUCCACCUGCUGGAGGAUCAGAUGAACUAAGAUUCAUUACAUAUAGUGAUAUGGGAAAAACUCCUCUUGAUGAUUCACAAGAACAUUACAUUCAGCCAGGAGCACUUUCAGUUAUUUCAGCUAUAGAUGAAGAAGUGAAAUCUGAGAAUGUAGACUCAGUGUUUCACAUUGGAGACAUAAGCUAUGCCACUGGUUUUCUAGCAGAAUGGGAUUUCUUCCUUAGCCUUAUUAAUCCAGUAGCUUCCAGAGUUUCUUAUAUGACAGCAAUUGGGAACCAUGAGAGGGAUUAUGUGAAUUCUGGUUCAGUAUAUAUCACUCCUGAUUCUGGUGGGGAAUGUGGAGUAGCAUAUGAAACAUAUUUUCCAAUGCCAACUUCAGCAAAGGAUAAGCCUUGGUACUCUAUUGAACAAGCAAGUGUUCAUUUCACUGUUAUAUCAACUGAGCAUGAUUGGUCACAAAAUUCUGAGCAGUAUGCAUGGAUGAAAAAGGACAUGGCUUCAGUUAAUAGACAAAAAACUCCAUGGCUAAUAUUCAUGGGACAUAGGCCAAUGUAUACCUCAGAUCAUUCAUCUGCUGACAAGAAUUUUGUUGCAGCUGUGGAGCCAUUGUUAUUAGCCAAUAAGGUUGAUUUGGUUCUUUUUGGGCAUGUGCAUAAUUAUGAGAGAACUUGUUCUGUAUAUCAAAACCAAUGUAAAGCCAUGCCCAAAAAGGAUUCAAAAGGAGUUGAUACAUAUGAUCAUAAAAAUUACAGUGCUCCUGUGCAUGUUGUUGUUGGCAAUGCUGGCUUCACCUUAGACCAAUUUCCAAGCAGUGUGGAUAACUGGAGUCUGAUAAGGAUUUCUGAAUUUGGUUAUUUGAGAGCACAUGCUACUAGGAAUGAUUUGAGCUUAGAGCUCGUGACAGCGGAUACGAAAGAAGUUAAGGACAGUUUCCAUAUUACCAAGUGAAAGCUCACUGAAAAAUUCAUAUAUACAUAAAAUAAAAGGAAAGACUAAUAUAGGUUGAGAAGUGUAGACACACACACAGAGAUAGUAUGAGUAGUGAAAAUCAAAGAAUAGUCUAAGACAAUUCCAGAACAAAUGUUUUUUUUUUCAUUCUUAGUGUAUAGUGCAUGUGAAAAUUCUCUCAUAUAGAGUUUUUUAUUCAGAAUACUGUUAUCACUUGUUCAAAUGUGGAUGGAGAUUCAUAUUAAUGAUAAUUUCUUUUUCUUCA